AGACCGUCAUCCUCCGCGGCCAUGUCUUCUGCGCGUGGCACUCCCAGCUCCGCCUCCGCCCCGCCCCAUGAUGCUUUGCGCCUCAAGCGGAAGAGGCGCAAAAUGGCGGCGGAGCGGCAGGUGGCUGCUGGUGGCGGCGCCCGCGGAGGAGGUAGUUGCGGGGCCCCGGGCGCCGCGGCCGGCCCGGAGGAGAACAAGGAGAAUGAGAAGCCGAAGGCGGAUGGCCUCGGUGAUAGCCUGGGCCUGGAGAUACUUCAGAUUGUUAAAGAAUCACAGCAGCAGCAUGGGUUGCGGCAUGGUGAUUUUCAACGAUACAGGGGUUACUGCUCCCGCAGGCUGAGACGGCUCAGAAAAACUCUUAACUUCAAGAUGGGAAAUAGGCACAAGUUUACAGGGAAGAAAGUAACGGAAGAGCUUUUAUCUGAUAACAGGUACUUGCUUUUGAUUCUUAUGGAUGCGGAGAGAGCUUGGAGCUAUGCUAUGCAGCUUAAGGAGGAAGCCAACACAGAACCCCGUAAACGAUUCCACUUGUUAUCUCGCCUGCGCAAAGCUGUAAAACAUGCUGAGGAGCUGGAGCGCCUUUGUGAAAGCAACCGUGUGGAUGCCAAGACCAAGCUGGAAGCUCAGGCAUAUACGUCUUACCUCACAGGUAUGCUCCGUUUUGAGCACCAGGAAUGGAAAGCCGCCAUGGAGGCUUUUAAUAAAUGCAAAACCAUAUAUGAAAAACUGGCAAGUGCUUUCACAGAGGAGCAGGCUGUACUAUAUAAUCAGCGAGUGGAGGAGAUCUCACCCAACAUUCGUUACUGUGCCUAUAACAUUGGUGACCAGUCGGCUAUUAGUGAGUUAAUGCAAAUGAGGCUGAGAUCUGGAGGUACUGAAGGGCUUCUUGCUGAAAAACUGGAGGCGCUCAUCACCCAGACUCGAGCAAAGCAGGCGGCCACUAUGAGUGAGGUGGAAUGGAGGGGAAGAACUGUGCCAGUAAAGAUAGACAAAGUGAGGAUCUUCCUGCUUGGACUGGCAGAUACUGAAGCAGCUAUUGCUCAGGCAGAAGAAGAAGAAACUAAAGAACGCUUGUUUGAGUCUUUACUGAGUGAGUGCCGAGAUGCAAUACAGGCUGUUCGUGAGGAACUGAAACCAGACCAGAAGCAAAGAGAUCAUUCUUUGGAAGUGGAUUCUGGGAAAGUCACAAACAUCCAGUACUUGCACAGUUACCUGACUUACAUCAAGCUGUCCACAGCGAUCAAGCGCAAUGAGAGUAUGGCGAAAGCUUUGCAGAAGGCAUUACUGCAGCAGCAGCAGCUAGAGGAAGAUGGCAAGCGUACCGCUCGGCCUCAGGACUUGAUACGCCUAUAUGACAUAAUCUUACAGAAUUUAGCAGACUUGCAGCAACUUCCAGGACUAGAAGAGGAUAAAAGCUUCUUAAAGGAAAUAGGAAUAAAGACGCUGGUGUAUAAGGCUUACAGGUGUUUUUUCAUUGCACAGUCAUAUGUUCUGGUGAAGAAGUGGAGUGAAGCCCUUGUUUUGUAUGAUCGAGUUCUGAAAUAUGCCAAUGAAGUACAAGCUCAAGCUGGAACUUAUAAAAACAGCUUAAAGGAGCUGCCUGAUGUCCAAGAGCUGAUUACCCAGGUAAAUGCAGAGAAAUACUCCUUGCAAGCAGCUGCCAUAUUAGAUGCAGAAGAUGCCCCUGAGGUUGAGUCCCCAUCCCAGGUCAAGGAUGGCAAGCCACUUUCAGAACGGUUAGAGACUUUCUGUCUGGAUUCUUCUCUGGUCAGCAAGCAAGCCAGUCUGGUGCAUUUUCCUCCAGAAUUUCAACCAAUACCAUGCAAGCCUUUGUUCUUUGAUCUGGCCCUCAACCAUGUCACUUUCCCGCCCCUGGAGGACAAAGUAGAACAGAAAGCAAAGAGCGGUCUUACAGGAUAUAUCAAGGGCAUCUUUGGGUUCCGAAGUUAACCAGGGCAUUUCUCAAGAAGAAGAAUGCUGUUCUUUCUGGACUUUGGGGGAAACUCCAGCAAAUUUAGACCUUAACCGUUUGUGUCUGAAAUCCAUAUGGGAGGUUUUUAAUAUCUUUCUGACAUUCUCUCUUUGUCUGUACAUCUGAUUUAGUAGAAGCUUUCCAAACUAAAACAUACAUAAUUCAUCCGGUUGGUCUUCUACAGCACUUGAAACUGAUGGAAAUUUUAUCCUACUUUCUUGAAAUAGCUAGAAUCUGAAACCACUUCUACUCUGUGGUUUAGGCUGAAUCAAUACCCAUUAAAUGUGGCCUGGGCCAAUCCUUAUUUUCUUUCAGUAGUUGAAACUAUACGCUUAUUUUUAGAAAGCUAGCCUAUCUUGAACAGGAUAGAACAGAAGGGUACUAAAGUACAGGUCUGCAGUUGGGUUGCAAAAGCAAGGUGUAAACCCCAGAUUUAAAUAGAACAUUCUACUGUCUGCAGCUUUGACUUUAAAAAGUGCAAGAGAGGGGAAGGUUAUGUUUCAGAUGCUUUAGAGCCCUUGUAUAAUAAAAUUCAGAAGCGGCUGUCUAAAAUCUCUGACGAUAAAGUGAGUUGAGUAUUUGCUUUUUAAUGGUGUAAUUUUUCUGCUCUUGAAGCACCUCUGAACAGGAAUCUCUGGGAAUCUACCUGAAAAGCCUUUGGCUUCAGAGAGAACAAAUUAUUAUUCGGUUUACAGAUUCUGUGUUUCUUUUAUCUAUGUAUAACUUAGGUGUAAUUGGUAUAUAUUGGGAGUUUCUUUUUUAUUAACUCUUUUCAUUCUUUCUAGCAUUACAUUUAGUAAUUUUAAGGAAUCAGAAGGAUAGAUUAGUAAACUGAACUAGUGAAAUCCUAAGCAAUAAAGAUUGUUGCCACGUGUUCAUGGGUGCAUUUUCUGGGAGAGAGCUUUUAACAGUGCUGUGGAAAUCCAGCCUUCUUGUCAGCGUCAUGUUUUCAAAACUAUGAAUAGGCACAGUCAUUCAAAAUAUUCGUGAAUCUAAACUGUAUUAGGGACUUCUCCAUGAGUUCUGCUACUUGUCUUAAAAUAUUUUUCCUAUUUAGCCUAACGUAUUUGCUGGAUCAGAAAGUCCUUAGUUGUAUUUCUGUUACGCCAGUGUCCAGUUUUGCUGUAUUUUCUUCUUGAUGUUGUUGGAAAUAGUAGAAAAACUGGAUUGAUCCAUUUGAAAAUAAUUCAGCAAAUGAUGCAUCUCAGUCCCUGAGUUAGCCAGCUGCAGAUAAUAAUAGUUUUCAGAUAAACAUGGAAUUUCAUUAUACCAAAAUUAUUGGAUUCAUUUAUUUUACAUCCAAAGACAGCCUCUUUUAGAGGAGUGCGAUAGUGCCGCAUUUGUUUUAAAACAUGUCUGUGAAUUGGGCUUUCUAAUCUGCUUUGCAGAAGGGGCAUUUUACAGAAGCAAAAGAUUUUUUUUUUUAAUUUACACACGUAUGAGGCCUACUAAGCCAAUGACUUCUGGAUUCUGUUGAAGACUAAUUGCAAACAAGAAAUCUUGUCAAGAGACUGUCCAGUUUUCUUUCUGGGCACAUGCCUAUUAGUGUUUUGUUUGAUUGUAUUUUGCUCCAGACUGCUUUCUCCUUCUUUCAGACUGAAUUAAAUCUGAGAACUCUGUUCCUCUUAUGGAUGCUA
Molecule: messenger RNA, 3609 nt
Organism: Heteronotia binoei (common prickly gecko)
Lineage: Eukaryota; Metazoa; Chordata; Lepidosauria; Squamata; Gekkonidae
Gene: SRP68
Product: signal recognition particle 68
Exons: 16
Coding region: 22-1950 (642 amino acids)
Biological process (GO): SRP-dependent cotranslational protein targeting to membrane
Cellular component (GO): signal recognition particle, endoplasmic reticulum targeting
Molecular function (GO): 7S RNA binding; endoplasmic reticulum signal sequence receptor activity; signal recognition particle binding
Source: RefSeq, a predicted model, not a curated record